Endocarpon pusillum Z07020 is the source of this 1431-nucleotide messenger RNA. RefSeq lists its product as uncharacterized. Bases 1 to 1431 code for a protein of 476 amino acids. NCBI's taxonomy places the organism in Eukaryota, Fungi, Ascomycota, Eurotiomycetes, Verrucariales, Verrucariaceae. The record is from RefSeq and is a predicted model, not a curated record. The transcript has a single exon.
AUGGAAGACACGCCGUCAAGUAAGAGAAGGGCAAACGAAGAUUUAUCAAUGUUGACUCCACCAACACCCAGAGUGAAUUCCUUCACUCGUAAGUCGAGCUCAAAUGAGGAAACCACCAAAGUGUCUUCAAACUAUAGCGAGUCGUCCGCGACUACCAGUAGAGUUACCCCACCAUCAACCGCAUCACCAUUGAAACGUUCACGAGAUACCAUAUCGCCAGGGCCACAGGAAUUCCAUCAUGAUGGAAUCACAUCAUUCGCAACAGCUGAUCCACCAGUUACCGAUUUGCUCGCAGCUCCUGCCUCGUCUCCAUACCUUCUACAGGAACACCACAAUUCUACGAAGUCAUCAUCACGAUCUACGUCUCGCAAAUCCAGCUCUUCUGAAUAUCAAAACAAUACCAUUGUUGAUACCAUCCGUGAGCUAGGCUAUCGAAAAUAUCUGCAACUGGUCAACCUGCCACAAUUCCUUCCGCGGCGGCUGCAAGCAGCACCUGUGAUGCCACAACCAGUAACUUCUGCCCCGUACACACCAUCACCAAAGAAGAAGCAAAUACAAAAGCAGGCUCGCGCAGGCGUAGCGGUGAAGCCUUCCCGUGUCAAUCUACAAGCUCAACCGAAGAAGAGAAAGAUGUCUGAGGCUGGCGAAACCCCUCCGCAAGCUCAGUCCAUGAAGAGCAGGCGGUCGGAGGCUGACCAACGUCCUCCACAAGCGCAAUCCAACAAGAGAAAGCGAUCCGAGGGCGCGCAAACUUCUGUUUUCAAAACUCCUCCGGCCAAGAUCCGGAAGUCAGAAGAUCGGCUAGUGACAAAAUCAGAGGAACCACCAUCCAAAAGGGCCAGGACUGCCCCACCAACCGCCACUCAGAUUAAAACUACUCCUACCAAACCGAAGACUCGAAAGACUCCCAAGAAGGCCACCAACAUUGGUACCAGCAAGCCUGAGAAGUCGAGAACUAAGGAGCAGCGAUGGGGGGAUUAUCUCAAGAGCAUCGUGGGGGGAGAGAAGGAUGUCUACCAUAAACUUCCUGAUAUGGUUAUUCCUCCGCUGGGACAGUCAAUUGAUCAAGUCCCAGUUCGAGCGUACACUUUCAACAAAGGAAAGGUCCAAGACUACGGUGACGGUCAGGGCUUGCACGAUCGGGAGAUGGAACUGGCACGGGAAGUAGGACUGAGCUACGAUGCUUAUCGACAACAAAAGAGGAUGGCUUUCAUUGGGUAUGCUGCUAUGCAGCUGGAAGGGAAGAAGGAGUUCAAGAAAUCGCAUACGCAAUCAUUAUGCAAUAUUGAUGGCAACAAGGCAACUCAUCUUUGGAUUCAUUUUCAUGACUGCUGGGGUUGGAUGCCAGAAAAUCCCACCCCACCAAUCAACCCAGCGAGUCUCGGCGAUCUUCAACUUCCAGAUCUACACGUGGCUCAGGCGUCGCAAUAA